UCCAGGAGGUUGGGAGAAGAUGAUGAGGCUGAGCAUGCACGGACCGGAUGCAUAAUUGGCCUACCUUAGUCGUAGAUUUUCAUUUGCCUUGUCUAGUUUCUUGCCAAAUUGCAGUUUAAUGUCGGACUAUAACCGGAGCGGUGCAGCACGUGAUUAGCGGUAAGAAGAAGAAGAAGAAGAAGAAGAAGAAGAAGAGGAGGAGGAGGAGAGAGCGAAGCAGUAACUGAGAGAAGCUGGGCAUCAAAUUGCACCGGAUGUCAUUACACGCUCUUAAAUAUCGAGGACUAUAAUCAAGACCAAAGGCAGAGCCAUGGAGGUUGUAACACAUUUUGUGAAUGACACUGUAGAAUUUUACAAAUGGAGCCUUACUAUAGCAGACAAGAGGGUGGAGAACUGGCCGAUGAUGUCAUCCCCCUUCCCCACACUGGCCAUCAGCUGCCUGUACCUGUUCUUCCUGUGGGCGGGGCCUAGAUACAUGCAGGACCGCCAGCCCUACACGCUGAGGAGGACCCUCAUAGUCUACAACUUCAGCAUGGUGGUUCUCAACUUCUACAUCGCCAAAGAGCUCCUACUAGGCAGUAGAGCAGCCGGGUACAGCUACCUCUGUCAGCCUGUCAACUACUCAAAUGAUGUCAAUGAAGUCAGGAUAGCAUCUGCUCUUUGGUGGUACUACAUCUCCAAAGGAGUGGAAUACUUGGAUACAGUGUUUUUCAUCCUGAGGAAGAAGUUCAACCAGGUCAGCUUCCUCCACGUCUACCAUCACUGCACCAUGUUCAUCCUGUGGUGGAUUGGUAUCAAGUGGGUCCCCGGCGGACAAGCAUUUUUUGGCGCGACCAUCAACUCUUUCAUCCACGUCAUCAUGUACGGUUACUAUGGCCUGGCAGCACUGGGACCUCACAUGCAAAAGUACCUCUGGUGGAAGAAAUACCUCACCAUUAUUCAGAUGAUCCAGUUCCAUGUGACCAUCGGCCACGCCGGUCACUCCCUCUACACUGGCUGCCCGUUCCCCUUCUGGAUGCAGUGGGCUCUGAUCGGCUACGCUGUCACCUUUAUCAUCCUCUUUGCUAACUUCUACUACCACGCCUACAGAGGCAAACCUUCGUCCUCGCAGAAAGGAGCCAAGCCCGUCGCUAACGGCACUUCCACGGUAACUAAUGGUCACAGCAAAGCGGAGGAAGUGGAGGAUAAUGGAAAAAGGCAGAAGAAAGGAAGAGCGAAAAGGGAGUAAAGGAGGAAGAGGGGCUUGCUUGGUGAUAAAACAGGAAGAAGACAGUUGUUUUAAUGGGGCAGAGGAGGGGGGAGGGUAGGGGAGGAAUAAACAGAGAGUUCAAACCAGACGACCAUCCCUGCAAAUAAUGUAGACGGAUGUGAUUUGUGACCAACUUGAGAGGGUGAAUGUGUAGCAGUGUGUAUUUGUGGGUGUGUCUGUGAUGGGUUGUGCUUUUUGAGAGGAAGAGAGGGGUGUUGGUUUUCUCCAUGACAACUUUUUUUUUUUAAUCAAAAAAAAAAAAAAAAAAAGCAAAAAUGCUGAUCACGUAGGCUCUGUGCUCUACUGUCCAACUGUGUUUUGGACCGAUAAUAGGACCAAAAUAUUAAAGGACCUACAAGCUGCUCAGCAUCCACUAUCUUAUCAACCAAAAUUCACCUCCAACUUUUGUACUCUGGAUUCCAGUGUUGUUUUAAUUGAAAGCUUAAAUAGUCUUAAAUAUGCUGAUUUGUUUUCUAGUGCUCUAAAAGAGUUUUAAUGGCUUUAAAUUUUACCAACAAAAGAAGAUGCAGAGGUGUAUACCAAAGUUUUUUUUUGUCGGUUUCAGGGGAAAUUUUUGUUUACAAAUACUUAGUCAAACAAGGUUAGCAGAUUCAAAAUCACUUCACUCAUUUGCCAUCUGCUGAAUUGAAUUACUUCUACCAAUCCAACAACGUCAUGGACUUUACAUUUCUUUGCUGUCACACACUGAUAUAACUGUGCUGCAUUUACAUAAUGACAUGCUAUUUUCUUUGUGUUCAUUGUGAAUUUAAAACUUGGUUUAAAGGGGAGGGGCAGUAGUUCCUUUUUAGAAUUUAUGCAAAUUUGUGGGUAUCUUUGUUACGAUACAUAUUUUUUUGUGGGUCCUCAUGAUUUAUUUCUUUUUGCUGUGCGAUGUAGCUGAGGUGCAAGAAUGAGAGCUUGAAGUUCAGCUCAGUAUUAUCUCACUGCCACGUAGGACUGAAGGGAAACUCAUCCUGAUCCUUUUUUUUAAAUGAAAACAAAUGGUAAUUACAUUGUCUUUAUUAUGAAAAUGAAAGCGAAUCAGCUUCUGGCUGCACAUAUAACUGAAAUAAAGACCAGCACCCCGUAAACUA
Messenger RNA from Lates calcarifer (barramundi perch), 2343 nucleotides. RefSeq names its product ELOVL fatty acid elongase 4b (gene elovl4b). The record is from RefSeq and is a predicted model, not a curated record. The coding region runs from base 311 to 1228 and encodes 305 amino acids. Lineage: Eukaryota; Metazoa; Chordata; Actinopteri; Centropomidae. The transcript has 7 exons. Gene Ontology annotation, biological process: very long-chain fatty acid biosynthetic process; fatty acid elongation, monounsaturated fatty acid; sphingolipid biosynthetic process. Gene Ontology annotation, cellular component: endoplasmic reticulum; endoplasmic reticulum membrane. Gene Ontology annotation, molecular function: fatty acid elongase activity.